UUGUCCUGCUCAAUCAAGGGGGAAAUCAUAUCAAUUGAACAUUUCAGAGCCUCUUCCUUUGGGACACGACUCAAGGGUUUCUAUUCUCCGCUUUCCACAACAUCAUGUUAUUCGGGCUUUGUAAGGACUCGAGAUAUGGACAACCAUCCACUAACUAACAAUUGUCAAGAAAAUAACAGCAUCAGGAUAAGUCAGAAAAGUGGACAUCAGUAGCUCAUUUUACUCCUGAGAAGCUCACUGUGCCUUCUGCGAUCAUGGGCGAUAUAGUUCAUAGUGUCAAUGGAUCAACUAGUUGCUGCCCUACUUGUGCUAAGUCUGGGCAUAUAUCUGCGGAAUAAGGUUUCGUACGAGAAGCGACAGCUAAGGAGGUAGGGAUAAGGCUCUGGGUCUCUCACAGAAUACUACAUACAUCCAAUUUCUGCGAAUUACAGGAUCAUGAGGGGCUUUGAAAUUAGAAGCCAAGGCUUUAGUUGAGCAGAUUGUAGUAGACCUUUCAUAGCGACACUUCAAAUUCUACAACCGCUGCGUAACCCAACCCUACUAGGCGGGUAAGUGAGGAGAAGUGUGGUAUGGUAAAAAAAACAACUCUUCUAUUGGCUAAAAGCGAGAGGGAGGACGACUUUCUCACUUUCCAGGAGGAAGUAGGAAUAGCACUUGAAAUAUCACAAUCAGCUAAAAGAGCACAUUUCCCGGGGCGAGGAUACAAAAUAGUGAGGUUACUUUAUGGUAUCUAAAAAACCCAGAAGAUGGCCAGGUAAUAGCCCCCACUACUAUGUAGAUAACUUCUGCAGUCAAAGAGAGAGCAGUAGAUCUACUUAGCAAGCGGGGUGGGGGGCGUUCGGUGAGGAUGAGGAAUAAUGAGGUCAUCAAUGACGAUUGAUUCUCUCGUGCACUGUCCUAUACAAGACAUGUUGACUUAGGAGUAUGUCGCACGCAGGACGAAUAACUCUGAAUUGUGGAUUGGCGUGAGGCUUUUGGCCCUUGAUGUGCUGGAUGCUGACAUAGGUAUUUAAGGAUAUCCGGCAGAGAGAGGGUCGAAGGGCCCCAUUAUUAGCUCUCCACACCGAUAACUUGAAGACAGGAUCUGAAUUGCGGAACCAACCGGAUGAGCAGCAUGAUGUGAUUGAGAUAUGUGUGGCUUGUUUCAGGGUGUCGGCUGGGAGCUGGGAUGUGAAGGUGGGGUGGAAAUUCAGCCACCUAUGAACGCAGGAGAUGAUUUAAGUUAACGAGGAGGGAGAGGAGAAAAUGUGGUCUUCUCUGAUUCCUGGAUUUUCUUUUUGCUUUCGGCUUUUCUUGACUCCAUUGGGGGAGAUUCGGGCGAUAGAAACAGCUGGACACAGGCUCACCCCCGUGCUUGGAUUAAUUUUCAUCGACCAUCCAUUGCUAUUGGGGCAGAGAAGGUGUUUUUAGUAAAAUUCUAAAUACAGCUUCGGAAUGCGCAGUCUUGGUCUUGUGGCAUUUUUUUUUGGCCGUGGAGAAACUUGAGUUUACCCCUCCAUUGACUGGCCUGUUGAGCUGCCGAUUCCUUGCGCUAGCUAUGGGACUAGUUGGAAAAAUCCGGCCGAGAUAUGCACACCUGCAAUUCUUAUUAGAGAAGAGGGUCAUAUUUAUUAGUAAAAUCGUGCAUAAACUCUCACUUGAGCGCAGACACAUUCCGAGGUAAUAAUAAGUGUAUCAAGUGUAACAUCCAUAUCAUAACAAUUGCUGGGGUUAUCAGGACAAUUUCUCCUGGAUGUGUCCAUUCGGAUCGACGAAAAUAGGUCUCUGAGCCUUUGAGGCUGCCGUUUUCGCUAGGCAUCGAUUCAGCUGAAGAUCAGAGAUCAGGCAAGGGUCGAUUCUUUUGGCCUGGUGUUGGAGGCUUGGAAGGUUGGAGGCUGGUGAGAUUACUUGGGGGCAUCAUCGGGGGCAGCAUCGGGGCCGCAUCGGGGAAGCGGCACGCCUGGGCAGCCGGGACUAGCCCCUAUUCGCCGCUGGGUUUCUCGGUAGCCAGCAGCCACUAGCCACGCCCAAGGCUUGGGGCUUAAGCCUGCUGCGACUGGAAGGCUUCUGAUAGGCCAGCUGGGCACGCUUCAGCCUCCCAACUCCGACUAAGCUCCGGAUUAGCAUCUGGAGCAACUUCCCACCACACUGACAUGACCGCAGACCAACCACCAGCUUGUUGUUGCUGCUGCUGCUGCUCGCCCACAAAACAUUGGCCUCUUCCGUAGAUUGUGUUCAUAAUUGUCUCCCCUUUUCGUUCUGCUGCUCUGUUCAGUAUCCCUUCUUUGCUUCUCUUGGUGUCUGUGGUUGCGUGUGUCGUGUCGUGUUGCGACGUGUUGUUUUUGUCUUCCUAAGCUAUGUCCCCGCUGAUGACGCCCGCUGUUGCUGGUGUCUGACCGCUCCCUCCACCACAGCUGGUCAACAAAUAGCCAAAUCACGACCACAGACCCAGAUCGAGAUUCAGAUCCAGGAACCUCUCAUCCUCGUUUAUUCCUCUCCUUGUCAACCCCCCCCCCCCCUUCUUCUGUCGGGUUUAUCCCUCUUGCGUACAUAUAGAAAUCAUUCCCCCUUUCCACAUUCCACCCUUCCACUUCUUCAGCUGAGACACUCCAAUUCUUGUUCUUCCUAAAGACAGCUGUUUGUGCUUCAUUGUUGUCUUUUAGAUCUCUUAUGCUCGUCUCUCCAGGAUCGCUGAAUAUCUCCUCGAGAAUCGUGCUGUUUCCUAUUACUACCACCACCACUACUACUAGGCACCUCCAACUUACUCGCCCUUAGCUCUCGCUGGGUCGUCCCGCUCACCUCCUCUCGUUGACCGUUAAAUCUGGUUGCAUCCACUUCCCCGCCCCAAGCUUGUGACGACCGUUUCUCCGUCGAACUCCGUUCGCCUUCAUAAUCUUAAACACAUCCCAACAUGGUUCGGAUAUCGCUGCCACGUCGCGUCGGGAGCCAUCUGAGCGCCAAAAGCAAUGCUAUGCCUCCUUCGGGCGAUCUCAGUCCUGCCCUUACGCCCUCAGGCACCGAUACCAAACCGCUGAUUCUCAAGGCCACUGUGAUAUCCGGGAGAAACCUAGCACCGAAGGACAGAAAUGGCUUGAGUGAUCCCUACUUGGUUGUAAGCUUAGGCGAAGCUCGACAGUCCACUCCCACGAUAACCAAAACGUUGAAUCCAGAAUGGAACGUCUCUUUCGACUUACCAAUCCUUGGGGUACCCCUCCUCGAAUGCAUAUGUUGGGAUAAAGAUAGAUUUGGCAAAGACUACAUGGGGGAAUUCGAUAUACCUCUGGAAGAUAUCUUUUCUGCUGGAACGAUCCAGCCACAGCCGCAAUGGUAUACGCUUCACUCUGGGAGGAAAGCGGGAAGGAAGAGUGGCGAUGUAUCUGGUGAAAUUCAGAUGCAAUUCACUCUCUUUGAUCCUACGAACCCGUCUGCUGAGCCAAACGAGAUCCUUCAGAAAUUUAAAGUAUUAGUGUCUAGCGAUGAUGAGGACGAAAUUAUCCCUGUUACUUCCCCCGACACAGACGACCUCGAGAAGGAGGACGAGACAACUGAUGGAACCGAUGAUCCCACCAAGCCAGAUGUCGUCGAGAAGCGCCGGCGCAAACUUCGACUUGCCCGUUUGAAACGCAAAUCCAUCGCUGCUAGAGCUUAUGAGUUCUCAGGCUCCAAGGAUGGCGUCUCCGGGAUUGUGUUUAUGGAAAUAGUGAAGAUCUUAGAUUUGCCUCCAGAGAGGAAUAUGACACGUACCUCUUUCGACAUGGAUCCCUUCGUUGUUACUUCUUUGGGCAAGAAAACGCUCAGAACGCGCGUUAUACGCCAUAAUCUAAACCCUGUUUUCGAGGAGAAAAUGGUUUUCCAAGUUAUGAAACAUGAGCAGUCGUAUUGUAUUUCCUUCACAGUCAUUGACAGGGAUAAGCUAUCCGGGAACGAUUUCGUUGCAUCGUCCAGUUUCCCCUUACACACACUUACACUGGCAGCACCAGUUGCAGACCCAGAGACGGGUUUAUACAAUUUACCUGGACCGCCAUCGGAACCUUCACCCACACCACCCGCUACUAAAUCGCGAUUCCGCCUCAAUUUGUCUCGAUCUUCAUCGGCUACUAGUUUGACGAAGCUGGCAAAGCCAUCACUGAGGACGAAGAGUUCAGCAACAUCGUUAUCUAGCCAAUCUGGGCAAGAACAACAAAGCACUACCCCUCCCAAUGUCCCAUCUGAGGCGUCUUCCCAGUUAAACCUUCCAGCAUCUGGGAAUAUGGUAGAAGAGCCCGAAGUUCCUGCUGAUGAAUAUGGUCUCAAGACUUACAUCAUCCCACUUGUUCUUAAAAACAAGGAGCGCUGGGAGGACAAGCAUUUCCCUGAACUUCAUGUGAAAGCGAAAUAUAUGCCGUACCCGGCCUUGCGCCAGCAGUUUUGGAGAGCAAUGCUGAAACAGUAUGACGCUGAUGAUAGCGCGCGCAUCAGCAAAGUUGAACUGACGACAAUGCUUGGCACUCUGGGUUCGACGCUCAAAGAGUCAACCAUAGAUGGGUUCUUUAAGCGGUUCGCGGCGGAAAAUGAACCUAGCGAAACCGUAGACCUCACAUUUGACCAAGCUGUUAUAUGCCUGGAGGAUACUCUUCAGUCCCUGCAGAAAAAAUCUUUGAGUGACAAGAUGAGAGACAAUAUUCCUCACCAUCCAGGCAAAGAGAGCUCCGAAAGUGCGAAUCAAUCCAGUAGUGAGGACAACGUACCUGAAAUUAGCCUCACACUGCCUUCAAAUACAGAUCCUGAGCGACCAGCUAUACCCACCAUUUCUCGUGAUGAACCUAGCUCUUCUGGGGACAGCGAAUAUAACCUCCACCCCGAUGACCUUGGCGAGGAUGGAGGUGAGGAACAUGUGGUCGAAGUUCGAGAAUGCCCAAUUUGCCAUCAGCCACGACUCGGAAAGAGAUCAGACGCCGAUAUCAUAACCCAUAUUGCUACCUGCGUCAGUCAAGAUUGGAGACAGGUUGAUAAUCUGGUUAUGGGUGGUUUUGUAACAUCUAGCCAGGCGCAGCGGAAGUGGUAUUCGAAAGUUAUUACGAAGAUAUCCUACGGUGGCUAUAAACUUGGUGCAAACUCUGCCAACAUCCUUGUUCAGGAUAGGAUCACGGGACAGAUUAACGAGGAGCGGAUGAGUGUUUACGUUAGACUUGGGAUUCGACUACUUUACAAAGGGUUGAAGAGUAGGGAAAUGGAGAAGAAACGAAUUCGGAAAAUGCUCAAGUCAUUGAGUAUUAAGCAAGGAAAGAAGUAUGAUGACCCUGCUUCCGCAGCUCAAAUCGUACCUUUCAUCAACUUCCACCAGCUGGAUAUGUCCGAAGUUCUCCUUCCCCUGAACGAAUUCAAAUCAUUCAAUGAGUUUUUCUACCGCGCUCUGAAGCCAGGUGCCCGCCCUUGCUCUGCGCCAAAUAACCCCAAAAUCGUCGUAUCGCCAGCGGAUUGUCGGUCUGUUGUCUUCGACCGCAUCGACGAAGCUACUAAGAUUUGGGUCAAGGGAAGGGAGUUCUCCGUGGAACGACUCCUGGGCAAGGCCUACCCGGAGGACGCGAAGCGGUACAAGAACGGCGCCCUGGGAAUAUUCCGAUUGGCCCCACAAGACUACCACCGCUUCCACAUCCCCGUCGAUGGCAUGAUGGGGACGCCCAAAACCAUCGAGGGUGAAUACUACACCGUUAAUCCAAUGGCGAUCCGUUCCGCGCUGGAUGUAUACGGAGAAAACGUGCGGAUCAUAGUUCCUAUCGAUUCGGUUGAGCAUGGUCGUGUCAUGGUCAUUUGCGUCGGAGCAAUGAUGGUUGGAAGCACUGUUAUUACCGCUGAAGGAGGCCAGAAGGUGGCGCGUGGGGACGAGCUGGGUUAUUUCAAAUUCGGCGGUAGUACGUUAUUAGUCUUGUUCGAACCGGGCAAGAUAGCCUUCGAUUCGGACCUUGUCGGAAAUUCACUAGGAGCCCUUGAGACUUUGGUCCGCGUUGGUAUGUCAAUUGGCCACCACCCUGACGAACCUGAAUACACUCCCGACAUGCGGAAGAGCGAGGAGAGUAUCACGGCGGAGGACCGAGCAGAGGCAAUGCGCAGAAUCGAAGGGAGCUUGAAUGCACCAUCUGACGAAUAGGCAGAGAUGCAAUUCGGUAAGCUUCGGGGUUAGAGAAUUCUAGAUACUAGAUAUAUAUGGGUCGAUGCGUUUAGAUCUUAGACUCCGGAAACUUGGACAUUUGGGCCUAGACAGGAAAGCAGGCACGCAAACGGAAAAUAUAGAAGACGGGAGGCGGAACUUCGAAAGCCAUGACUGACUCCAUAGAUGAUUCAACAACAUUAGGAAAAUGUCCCUAUAACAUGGAAUGAUGACGACCCGUGAUGACGGUAUAUUUGUCUACGAUAUGUUUUUAGUUUUUGUUGAUAUUAUUUCAUGUAUACUCUUUUCUUUUCUUGUUAAUAUCAAAGGUUUUUUUUGAAAUCUUAAUACAAAGCAAAACAAGUUAUUUUAAACAGCUCGUCUGCAAUUUAAUGUCAGGAGAACAUUUCUACCGAUUGCGAUUCGAGCCCCUAUGAAGAAAUAUUUCUGUCCGUUCCCAAUAGAUCCCAAUAUACUCCGUACAUGAUAUUGAUAGAGCCUUCAAC
This is a messenger RNA of Blastomyces dermatitidis ER-3, 6612 nucleotides long. Its product is annotated as phosphatidylserine decarboxylase. The transcript is spliced from 9 exons. The record is from RefSeq and is a predicted model, not a curated record. Gene Ontology annotation, biological process: phospholipid biosynthetic process. Lineage: Eukaryota; Fungi; Ascomycota; Eurotiomycetes; Onygenales; Ajellomycetaceae. The coding region runs from base 2891 to 6106 and encodes 1071 amino acids. Gene Ontology annotation, molecular function: calcium ion binding; phosphatidylserine decarboxylase activity.